AUGUCCAGCGGCAUCCAGUCCGAAGAGCUGGCAUCCCGUCUGGAGAUCAAAAAGCACAUCUCGUUCCUGCUACGAUGUCUUCGGAUGCUACCUCAACCCUAUACCUCUGCCGAUGAUCAACGCAUGACACUCGGCUACUUUGCCAUCGCCGGACUCGACCUUCUCGACGCCACGGACAGAAUACCGGCAGACGAGAGAUCCGAACUCAUCUUAUGGGUGUACGAACAACAGCUCCCCACCGGCGGCUUCCGCGGCUCUCCCAGUUCGACUUUCUCACCCUGCUCCUCAUCCGCAACAGGUACAGCCAACGUCGCGAUGACCUACGCAGCACUUCUCAUCCUCGCCAUCCUCCAAGACGACUUCUCACGACUGGAUCGCAAAGCCCUGUGGCGAUUCAUCGUCGCAUUGCAAGGGAAGGACGGUGGGUUUGCGGCGGAAGAGCAGGCGGUAGGAGGGAUGGUAGAUCGGGAUCCACGAUUCACGUACUGCGCUAUUGCUAUUUGCUCCAUGUUGGGAGAAUGGGGAGGUGUGGAUGCGGAAGCGGCGAGAGGGUACUUGAAGGGAUGUCAGAGGUACGAUGGUGGGUUUGGGGCGAGUGAACUGCACGAAGCGCAUGCGGGCAUGACGUAUUGCUGUAUUGCAGGGCUCCUUCUGCUUCCGCAGCAGGAGGCGGUAUGGGAGAGGAGGGACGAGGCGCUGUCAUGGCUGGUGCAUCGACAAGUGGCUCCCGUCGCGCCACAGGUAGAAUCAACAACGACGCAACCACACGACGAUCGAGAACCUUUGACGUCAGACUCCGAGGAUGACGACGAAGCAGAACUCAGCGGUGGGUUUCAAGGCAGACCGGCCAAGCUGCCACCAGACGUGUGCUACUCGUUCUGGAACGGAGCAGCUCUGGCGCUUUUGGAACAGCACGACUUGAUCGAUGGCGUUGCCGAUGCGAGCUACGUCUUGUCCGCACAGAGCAAGGUUGGAGGCAUCGCAAAGAUACCUGGCGACCACCCAGAUCUGCUGCACACGUAUCUGGGGAUGGCUUCGCUGGCGUUGCAUCAGUCUGGGGAGGAACAGGCAGCCGAAGCAUCGGAUGAUCAUAGAGGAAAGGAUACAGGGAUCGCGUUCGGAUUGAAGCAGCUCGAUGCAGCGUACAACUGUAGCUUGAGCGCAAAGGCGUGGAUACGGGAGCACCUUACGAGGUGA
Pseudozyma hubeiensis SY62 is the source of this 1197-nucleotide messenger RNA. RefSeq lists its product as hypothetical. The record is from RefSeq and is a predicted model, not a curated record. The transcript has a single exon. The coding region runs from base 1 to 1197 and encodes 398 amino acids. Gene Ontology annotation, biological process: protein geranylgeranylation. NCBI's taxonomy places the organism in Eukaryota, Fungi, Basidiomycota, Ustilaginomycetes, Ustilaginales, Ustilaginaceae. Gene Ontology annotation, molecular function: CAAX-protein geranylgeranyltransferase activity. Gene Ontology annotation, cellular component: CAAX-protein geranylgeranyltransferase complex.